Messenger RNA from Alligator sinensis (Chinese alligator), 1218 nucleotides. RefSeq names its product TATA-box binding protein associated factor 11 (gene TAF11). Bases 112 to 573 code for a protein of 153 amino acids. Gene Ontology annotation, molecular function: protein heterodimerization activity; transcription coactivator activity. The transcript is spliced from 5 exons. NCBI's taxonomy places the organism in Eukaryota, Metazoa, Chordata, Crocodylia, Alligatoridae. The record is from RefSeq and is a predicted model, not a curated record. Gene Ontology annotation, biological process: transcription initiation at RNA polymerase II promoter; RNA polymerase II preinitiation complex assembly. Gene Ontology annotation, cellular component: nucleus; transcription factor TFIID complex.
GGACCCGAGCGAGCAGGCGCCGCUGUCUUGCAGACGGCGCAGGGCCAAGAGGGCCCCGAGCUGGCCCCGGCCGACGCGGAGGACCCGUCGCUGCAGGGGGCCCCCCAGAAGAUGAAGCUGGAGAUGAAGGAGAAGAAGGACAAGAAGCAGAAGGUGGACGAGGAUGAGAUCCAGAAGAUGCACUCCGCUGCACCCAGCCUCCUUCUGGAGAGAACCGUGGCCCCUGCUACACCUUACGUCUGUGACAGAGUGCACGGAAUACUGGUGUCUUCCUUUUCUGAAGAGCAGCUGAAUCGCUAUGAGAUGUAUCGUCGUUCUGCUUUUCCCAAGGCUGCUAUUAAACGGCUGAUCCAGUCGAUUACUGGCACCUCAGUCUCUCAGAAUGUGGUUAUUGCCAUGUCUGGGAUUUCCAAAGUCUUUGUUGGGGAGGUGGUAGAAGAAGCACUGGAUGUGUGUGAGAAGUGGGGAGAGUUGCCACCUCUUCAGCCCAAACACAUGCGUGAGGCAGUCAGAAGGCUGAAGGCCCGGGGCCAGAUCCCAAAUUCCAAGUAUAAAAAAAUCAUCUUCCAGUAAAGUGGGCAGGAGAAGGUGGAAGAGGAGCACAAAGUCUUCAGCUGUAUAUGAUGUAACUUUGAAGUUGGUUCCAUCUUCCAAGCCUGAUGCACUUCCAAAAUCCAUUCUAAUCUUGUGUCUGCAGUCUUCUCCAAACACACCAGAACCACAAGAAACCCCAUGGCAAGAGUGCAACUAAACUGAGUUCACAAAGCCUGAGAAGCUGGCUGUAAUGCUGCCAUGAACAACUUGAGUAUGGUAGAUGGUUGGUAAGAAGAGAGAAAUUAAUGGAAUGGAUGAUGUUACCAUAGAGGUAACAGUCUUGUUAAGCUGUUUUAUUCUAGUAUUAAAGAGCUUCCUGUACUGGAGGCCUGUGUAUUGUAUCGCCUGCAUAGAGUGCUACUUUAGGCAAGGACUUGAGGGUCUGGUUUGAGUUAACACUGUAUUAGUACCAAAUUUGGAAGUUGCCGACUCAAAGCCUUUGUGUCUUACAGUUGUGGUUGGGGGAAAGAGCCAUGACCUUCAACACAGAAAGGGACAAAACAUUUAAAGGGAGGACCCUGAAAGGCUAGGAACAGCUGCUGCUGCUGCUGCUCUAGCUUCCUGUACAGAAAGGGUGGUUUUGUAUAAUGAGCACUCAUUAAACUUGGUGUUGUGUUAUGUUGC